AUGCCUAUAGGGGUGCCGAAGGAAAACCUAUUCGGCGUAGACUAUCUUGGGCCGAACAAGAUUACCGAUAGGGAGAUUGCCAAAUUUCGAGCAGAAUACCGCAUUCCCGACUCGGUACGGAUGAGGAUCCCGGGCCCUACCGAAUCCCUUAGUGCGCCGAAGGACGGCGAAGUAGUUUUCUUUACCGACGUCCUUGUGCAAGGCGUUCGGUUGCCGUUGCAGCCGGCGGUGCAGAGGAUUCUGGCCCAGAUCGGCUACGCCCCGGGGCAAUUCAACCCCAACUUCUGGGUGGCCCUCAUGGGAGUGAUAACGGCCUUCGGCAUGGCUGGCGAAGGGAGCCCCUCGUAUGAGCAGUUCUCCUAUCUCUACAGCGUUACCAAGUCCAAGUGUGCCGAUCACGGCGGAUGGGUGCAGGCGAACUGCCUCAGGGCUGCCGAUCGAGGCCACUUUGUCAGCUGGGUACCGACUUCACAGAAGUCGUGGAGGAAUCGGCGGGUGCUCCUCUCGGGCGACUGGGAGUCGCCUUCGGGACAACCUGUCCGAUUUCGCAUUCCCACAACCUUCCAAAUGGCCGGUAAGCUGAAGCGGCCGAUCGCAACGCAGGCCGAGAUUCAGCAAGUGGAGAGAGUGAGGAGGAAAGUCCCUGCCGAGGAGAGGGUGUAUCCGCAGUUCCUCUUCACCACCAGUCUGAUUCGGGCCCAGCUGGUUGAUCCUGCCGAGAUGACGGAAGAGAGGAGAGCUGCCGAGGCUAAGAGGAUGAACGAGUCCUCCAAGCGCCGUCUCAUGAUGGGCUUCCAGGGGAAGAAGAAGAAAACCCAGCCGCAGGGCUCGGCAUCGGUAGACCCGGAGGACCAGACGUUGGCCGACCGUCUCCGUGAGCUCAACGCCGAUUCGGCACAGGCCGGGGCAGCAGCGGCCGACCCUUCUCCCCGCCGAGGCGCCACUACCGAAGGGACUUCCUCUCGAGCCGCCGGCAAACGGCCCUUCACCGUCGACCUAGAUGCCGAACCGGCCCCAAAACGCGGACGGCAGGCCGAGCCGACUCGGGCCAUCUUCGCUGCUGACAAUGACGAGGAGUCUGCCGAUCCCGUCACUCUGGCCUGUCCGCCGAAGACGGUCCAGUUCGCGAACCAUAUGAUCAUUGGUUCGCAAAUGGAGCUGAACGAGAUCGAGGAGCUGCCGAAGAAGCUCCUUCGAGAGGAGGCGGGUCGCGCCUUCCGUCUUCAGGCAUCGGCUUCGAUGGACAUGUGGCUUUGCAUGAAGCGGGCCAUCAAUGCGGCUGAGAAGGCGAAGAAGGCCUAUGACGACGGCAGGGCCAGGGUUGCCGAGGCUGGCAAGGCUAUCCAGGACCAUGCGAACCUGGCGAAGGAUUUGCAAGCUGCCGAACGGCAGGUCAGGGUAUAUGAGUCCAAGUUCGCAGAUCUGUCGUCUGCCCUGGACUCGGCACAGCUGUCGGCUAAAGAGGCUCUGGAGGCAAAGGAGGCCGUUGAGGUGGCUCUGGAGGAGUCGUAG
Molecule: messenger RNA, 1512 nt
Organism: Prunus armeniaca (apricot)
Lineage: Eukaryota; Viridiplantae; Streptophyta; Magnoliopsida; Rosales; Rosaceae
Source: the annotation of a GenBank genome assembly